Messenger RNA from Ixodes scapularis (black-legged tick), 2301 nucleotides. RefSeq lists its product as uncharacterized. Lineage: Eukaryota; Metazoa; Arthropoda; Arachnida; Ixodida; Ixodidae. The transcript has 6 exons. Bases 398 to 1072 code for a protein of 224 amino acids. The record is from RefSeq and is a predicted model, not a curated record.
GAAUCCAAAUGGCCAGCCUGUCGCGCAUGCGCAGACGUGUCGAACCUCAAUACAAGGUUCGUCGAAAUCUUCACAAAAGGUUCGCAAAAGUCGAACCUGGUUGGACGCGAACCUCGGCCGGUUCGCGAUAUAUAGUGCUCUAGUUCGCGACACCCCUAUCCACCACGUUUUGCGCGCUCCUGCCGUUCGCGCGAUCCAUUAGAAUCCGUAGUCAAAAGUCAAUAGCCAACCAAGGCCAGCGGAGUUUUCCUUUCGCAUCACGGGAUCGACUGGAUCACGACACAGUAAACAACGCUCUCUCCUGUCCCGGUCCAGUCCUCGGUCAUAUCAAGUCUAUCAAGUGGUUCCACCCUUGGUUCGCAGCCUAAUGACGCUCUGAACUAACGAGCCUGCGACAAUGACCGAAAAAGACGGUUUCGGCUGCAGCGUACUAGAUGAGGUGUGGAGCGAUCUUACCCUUGACUUCACCGAGGAAGUCAGGGACAAGUGGAGACGUUGGAUUUGCCAGAAGUACACGGACGGCGCCAGGCAUCACCACAACCUGGAUCACCUCAGCCACAUGAUGGGGCUGUUCCGAACCUAUCAAGACUACCUGAGCAAUCCGAAAGGCGUCGCUUUUGCUCUUUUCUUUCAGUUUCUGGAAUACGACCCCAGGUCUCAGGACAACGAAGAGCGCUGCAUCGAAGCCUUCAGGCAGUUUGCAGACGAAGCGAGGAUCCCAAUGGACUCUGAGCUGUUCCUGACAGUGACCGAGCUUAUCCAGCUGACCAAACUUCACAGCACCGAGGAACACAAGCAGGAGGGCAUCUACGGCAGCGAGGACAGGCACUUCUUCCUCGACUUCGACAUGUGCGUGCUCGGAGGCAGUCCAAGCGAAUAUAAAGACUAUGCUCAGAAAAUAAGGCUCGAAUACAGCUUUGUUCCCGACCACCUCUACAACCGCCUUCGCUCAAAGAUACUCACAUCUUUCCUGCAGAUCCCAAACAUCUUUGCAACUGAACCAUUUCGCAGGAAGUUCGAAGAACGGGCCAAGAGCAACAUAAAGGCGGAAAUCGAGAUGUUGACCUCGUGAACCCUCUUUUCUUCCCGCUGUAUACGUUUGAGAUGUGUGAAGUGCUCGGAAUUGACGGAUGUCACUAUACCGUGUACACCGCUGAAAUGCGUGCUUCAGCAUAUUUAUGUGUGCCAUAUACUGUGGGUGCGAUACAUUACAAAGUUUGUUUUAGGCUGGUGCAGCUUAUCCACAAUUGUUUUUCCAAGCUGAUUGAGGUUAUAGCUUGAUGGCACCUGUCGAUGUAUAACAAGCCCUAUGUAGCUGACGGCUUAACCAACGCAGGGCUCGCGAGUCCCAAGCAUUUUAUUAUCGUCCCUCAGCCAGUCAGAUCGAGGCAUGAGCUGAUAAAAGCACCACAGAACGAAUCGGGAGGCAAGAAGUGGGAGCAUGAUAUGUUACACUCGGCAUUUCUCUAGCUGUCGGCGAACCUGGGAAAGCAACACCGGGUUUGGCUGCCGCCGCCAAGCGGGCUUGUUGAAAUCAAUUAAAUGCGUAUCAUGCUGAACAAAAUACUUGCCUUCAUGCAGGGCCAGCAGAAUCCAGGCAGUUGAUAGUGAGAUGCAUGUUUUUGCUAUAUUUAUAUACAAGAUGUACUCAUGUGUGGCAGUUGAACUGAUAUUGAGUAUUAUUGCCACUUUUCUGGUGCAGCAGCACCAUUUUAAGAGUUAUGCCAUGACACUGGUUGUCUUUUAAUUUCAGGUUUUUGCAUUCCAGUGCACGCUUAUAAGCAUGAACUUUGUGGCAGAAAAGACAAGACAUGUUUGUUGCAUGAUGAUACUGGCGUGCUAUGGAAUUUCCUAGUCCCGCUGUUGAGCAAGAUUCACCAAUCGCGAGUGACUUGUGAAGCAGUGUUGCUUGGUGAGCAGAUGUGCUCACUGAGAUGUUAAGUCUCGGUGAAACCUUCGCACAGACCUAUUUCACGAGGGCGCAGCCAUCUUCAAAUAUUGUCACUUCCAGUAUGGGCAAAAACAUUGUUCUGCUGUCGCCUCGCCAAUAGAAUACAUUUAGGAUAUGUGCGUAAUUGUCGCCCAUUCUCGUUUUGUCUCCCCUUUAUUUUUUUUAUUAUUUGGAGGUUAAAUUGUUUUAUUAUUUUUAUGUCGCCCAUACCGGAUAUGCUUACAAGGUGGUUGGAGACAAGAGUGAGCGAAAAAGGUCUAUGGAUAGGCAAAAGAAAUGUAUAUUUAGACAACAUUGUCCCUGUACUUGAUGCUUCGAAUAUAAAUAAGAUUUAUUUUUGGCGGGUUGUA